This is a messenger RNA of Cylicocyclus nassatus, 426 nucleotides long. Lineage: Eukaryota; Metazoa; Nematoda; Chromadorea; Rhabditida; Strongylidae. The record is from the annotation of a GenBank genome assembly.
AUGAGCAAAUCGUGCAAAUCAGAUUGCAGCAUUGAUGACCUAAUAGCAACACAUCGAUUCUACAUUUCGUUUGAAAACGCUGAUUGCAACGAUUAUAUUACGGAAAAAUACUUCUUGCGAAUAUCGCAGCUACUUGUUCCUGUUGUGCGGAAAAGACGAAUUUAUGAAGCCGCUGGUAUUCCACAGCAUUCGUUCAUAGCAGCAGACGAUUUCCAGUCGCUGGAAGAACUAGGAAGUUACCUGAAUUUUUUGCGUACAAACGACACUGCGUACCUUCGGUACUUCGAAUGGACAAGACAUUUUCGGAAGCCGGAAAUUCACAAAACCGAAGCAUUGUGUGAGCUGUGUGAAGACAUUCACAAGAAAAAGAGAUUGAUGCUGAACGAUAUCAAGCAGUACUAUAAAACGAAUCAGUGCUUUAACUGA